AUUAACAAAUCACGUGAACAUGACAACAGUUUAUGACUUAAACAAAGAGAAAGGAUAUUAAAAUUACUGUUAUAUACCGUCUAGAUAGCUACAUACAGAUAUGUCUGACAAACCUCCUCCGUAUCAGCCAUCUCAAGGUUAUCCUCCGCCUCAACAGGGUUAUGGCCCACCCCCACAGGGUUACGGCCAACCCCCACAAGGAUAUGCCCCCGGACCACAAGGAUAUCCACCACCCCAACAGGGAUAUGCCCCGCCACCGCAGCAAGGAUAUGCCCCACCCCCACAACACUCCCAUCACAGCAGCACGACAGUUGUGGUAGGGGGAGGAGCGCCGGCCCCUGUUGUAAUACAGCAAGUGCCCGAAAGGUUUGCAGACAAGAUCUGUUUGAACUUGGUGAUAAGCCUCUUCUUCUGGCCCUGGCUUAUUGUUUGGCUUUGUUUGUGUAUCUUUGAGAAGUAGGAGAAAAGGCUUUGUUCAAAAUGAGCAUCCAUGGCAGCCACGAAGACCAAGCACAUAAUCCAUACUGCAAGGAAAAAAAAUUGAACAGUUAUGAUCUCCAUAUCACUUGACAAUUAUAAUCAUAGAUAUUAAUCAUAUCUUAGUUUGUAACUUCCGGUAGAUCAAUAUGAUGUAAAUCACUAAUAUUUUGUUAAAUUUUCAAAUCAUUUUGUUUUGUUUCACAGAAAGACUGUAAUAAAUAAUCAUGUUUAAUUAUGCUACAUGUAUAUAAAAGUCUAAUGUUU
Molecule: messenger RNA, 744 nt
Organism: Saccostrea echinata
Lineage: Eukaryota; Metazoa; Mollusca; Bivalvia; Ostreida; Ostreidae
Product: annexin A7-like
Exons: 5
Coding region: 101-460 (119 amino acids)
Source: RefSeq, a predicted model, not a curated record